AUGUGUAAAGAAAGUGAACGGGCGGGAGUGUGCGCGCGCACACGGUGUGGCGCGCGCGGGCCGAGAGGACUGGAGCCCAUGGAGCCCCCAUCGUUCCCCACCAGCGGCCCCCCAACACUCAGGGCGGUCCCCGGCGGAGACGCUGCCCUCGUCCUCCCGCUGCCCUCUGGUUCACCACCUUUUCAAUUCGAAUGGUACGUUCUAUUUCUAGCUCUAUUUCCCCCCCACUCA
Molecule: messenger RNA, 231 nt
Organism: Brenthis ino (lesser marbled fritillary)
Lineage: Eukaryota; Metazoa; Arthropoda; Insecta; Lepidoptera; Nymphalidae
Source: the annotation of a GenBank genome assembly